This is a messenger RNA of Poeciliopsis prolifica (blackstripe livebearer), 2394 nucleotides long. Its product is annotated as mitochondrial fission factor homolog A-like. The record is from RefSeq and is a predicted model, not a curated record. Gene Ontology annotation, cellular component: mitochondrial outer membrane; peroxisome. Bases 245 to 1183 code for a protein of 312 amino acids. The transcript has 9 exons. Gene Ontology annotation, biological process: positive regulation of mitochondrial fission. Lineage: Eukaryota; Metazoa; Chordata; Actinopteri; Cyprinodontiformes; Poeciliidae.
GCACGCGAUUGUGAUUGGCGCAACAUCCACUCUUUUCUUGCGUUUGGAGCUGUAUCGUUGCUCGCUGAUUGUCUCGGGGAGAAGCUGUUAAUUUAACAAGUGGAACACGAAUUUGACAUGACAUUUUAAAGCGUGGACCAAAAAAAUAUCCCCCCAACACAGGACGCGACUCGACCACCGGACAGUCUGUUCAGACGAGCCAGACAUCAUGUUGUGACCACACGGCAGCUCCUCGGCGGGGCUAAUGCUAAGCAUGUCCGGAUCAGCCGUAAAUGAUUCUGCCCGAAGCUGGAUGAGUGGGCCAAGUUUCACCCCGCCUUCUGAAGUGGCAGAGAUAAACCGCAUCCAUUAUGAGCUGGAGUACACAGAGGGCAUAAGCCAGCGCAUGCGAAUCCCUGACACCCUCAAGGUGGCGCUGGAGAGCGGAUCGGGGGCCGCUCUGCUUCAGCCACCUCUGCCAGUUCACACAACUCUGAUGCAGGUUCCUGAAAGAAUUGUCGUUGCAGGUGAUGAUGAGGAGUCGAGGUUUGUUCAACCAAGAGAUUUAGAUCUAAUUCAGUCGGUUCCAUCGGUGGAUCUCCUGAACAUGAAGGCCCCGCCGCGUGUCCUCACCCUGACAGAACAGCCCCUGGACUCUCUGGAAACUGACCAAGCUGCCAACUCACAGAGUAAUCCCAGCCAAACUACCAGUUAUAACACCCGCUCUCGGAGGGAACGCGGUGCAAGUGAGAACACACCAAGUCGUCAUGGCAGCCGUUGUAACAAAGGGGAUGUAAAGUUCUUCCAACCUUCCCCCUGUGCUAGCGUAAGCCCCUCCCCCUCUGGCCCCACUGUCCGCCUCUGUCCUCCCCUCUGUUCUCCAGAAGACGCAAACAUCAACCUGUUUACAGCUGCUGGGUUUCUGUCUUACGUUCAGUCAACAACACGCCGUGCUUACCAGCAGGUCCUUGAACUCUUGGACAAUAGCCGCCGGAGAACCCACUUGGACUUGGCUUUUGAUAUGAACCCUGACGAAUCUGGCUUAGUUGAUGCUUCAUCGCUGCGGCGUCAGAUUGUGAAGCUCAACAGACGUCUGCAGCUGCUGGAGGAAGAAAACAAAGAACGCUCCAAGAGGGAGGUGGUCCUGUACUCGACCACGUUGACAUUCUGGCUCAUUAACACGUGGAUUUGGUUGCGUCGCUAAACCAGGAUCCAACCCAAAGCUCCAAAAACACUGGAAGCCAAAAUUUCAAGAUUAUCUUUGACUAGGUAACACCUGAACCAAUGAAACCAGAAAGUGCUCAAAAUGUGGAAAAAGUGAAGAGCUGUAGAUGCUUUCUGGAUCUGCUCUGUAUACUCUGUAUAGCACCAUUUCUUGCUAGUUAUUAUCCACAAAAUGAAGGCCAGCCAUCUUGAUUUUUGUGUGUAUGUGUGCUGUUGCCACUGUUGUCAAAUUUAAAACUAGUUGUCUGAGUUAAAAUAUUUUUACUGUGGGUAUUAAUAAAUAAUCCUGACACCAAACACUGAGACAAAGCUCACGACAAGUCAGCUAAAAUGUUCAAAUGUUACAAAAAAGGGUGAAAUUAUAAAAUAAAAAAUAACAAUGGUGUUCAAUUGACAACAACAAUCACUUUGCAGAUAUUUGUAGUACUAAAUAUUCCAUUAUAUAAUCUAAAGGAAGUGUCCAUAAUAUCAAUUCCCAUUGUACACUAAUUAUUUUUAAUCUAUUUGCAUAUUUUGGACAACAGUUUUUACCUUUGUUUGAGCAAAGUGGCCUUUACACAGGUAAGGGAAUUUAAAGGCUUGAACAGAAAAAAGAGACUUGUACUAGUAAGAACCAAACUCAUCUGUUACUGACACACAUAUGUUAAACUGAGCAGCAGUUUGAAAAGACUCACAAGGAUUUCUUCAGUGACAAAAGUUUUAGGUCUCGGACCCAGGCUGAAAUGUAGGUCCCCUGCUGUGGCCAUCACUAACCAUUUGUAAAGUCUCAAAAUAUGAAUAAUUCUGCAGAUGCCAUAGCCACUUUCCUGCAUGUCACAUGUUUAGGAGUUUCUCAUAUGUUUUAUAUAAACUAUCUUUGAUGCGGGGGAGGCUUACUAUGAUCUGUUACAUGAAGAUUUCACAGAGCUGGAGCUGGGUUUUUGGUUUUGUUUUUUUGUUUCUCAGCUUAAAGCCAUUAAUCCCAUUGUUUUGUUCAUCAAAAAUUUUGCUGUAAAUUCAGGAGCCAAUGUGUUCAUGCUCAGGUGUAGAUGAAUACUUGUUUUCGAAUGGCAUAUAUUCAUCCUUCUUAUGUGAACAUUACUUACAUAUGUAUUAUAUAUUUAAAGCGAUAAAACGUUAGGUUAAUAUUUGUUUCUAAUUUAUUCAUUUGUGAAAUGUCUGUAAAUAUUAUUGCUAUAAUAAAUGCUGGAG